Messenger RNA from Chaetomium globosum CBS 148.51, 4767 nucleotides. RefSeq lists its product as uncharacterized. The transcript has 5 exons. Gene Ontology annotation, biological process: microtubule-based movement; cytoskeleton-dependent intracellular transport. Gene Ontology annotation, molecular function: microtubule motor activity; ATP binding; microtubule binding. Bases 1 to 4767 code for a protein of 1588 amino acids. The record is from RefSeq and is a predicted model, not a curated record. Lineage: Eukaryota; Fungi; Ascomycota; Sordariomycetes; Sordariales; Chaetomiaceae. Gene Ontology annotation, cellular component: microtubule; kinesin complex.
AUGGCUCCGGCUACGCCGCCCGCCGGCGGGGGCGGGAAUAUCAAGGUGGUGGUCAGAGUUCGCCCCUUUAACGGAAGAGAACAUGACCGGAACGCAAAAUGUAUCGUGGAAAUGAAAGACAACCAGACGAUCUUGACACCGCCGACCGACAACAAAGCGGUCAAGGAUCAUGGCCAGAAAGUGUUUGCCUUCGACAGGUCGUACUGGUCCUUCGACAAGAACGCGCCGAACUAUGCGGGGCAGGACAACCUCUUCACAGACAUGGGCAAGCCGCUCCUUGACAAUGCCUUCCAGGGAUAUAACAACUGUAUCUUUGCCUACGGCCAGACCGGUUCCGGGAAGUCGUACUCCAUGAUGGGGUAUGGAAAGGACGCCGGUAUCAUUCCGAACAUUUGCCAGGAUAUGUUUAGGAGAAUUGGGGAGAUGCAACAGGACAAGAACCUGCGCUGCACCGUUGAGGUGUCGUACCUCGAAAUUUACAACGAACGGGUGCGCGAUCUGUUAAACCCGGCAAACAAGGGCAACCUGAAAGUCCGAGAGCACCCUUCCACUGGGCCCUACGUCGAGGAUUUGGCGAAAUUAGUGGUCGGGAGUUUUCAGGAAAUCGAGAAUCUGAUGGAUGAGGGCAACAAAGCCAGAACGGUGGCGGCAACCAACAUGAACGAGACCUCGAGUCGAAGUCACGCCGUGUUUACCCUCAUGUUGACCCAGAAGCGCUUCGACCCCGAGACGAAAAUGGCCAUGGAGAAGGCAGCCAAGAUCAGUCUCGUAGAUCUGGCUGGAUCGGAAAGAGCCACUUCUACCGGCGCAACCGGAGCUCGUCUCAAGGAAGGCGCAGAAAUCAACCGCUCUCUUUCUACCCUCGGCCGUGUCAUCGCGGCAUUGGCGGAUCUUUCCACUGGGGCCAAGAAAAAGAAGGGCGCGGCUGGCCAAGUUCCCUACAGAGAUAGUGUUCUUACAUGGUUAUUGAAGGACUCCCUCGGAGGCAACAGCAUGACAGCCAUGAUCGCCGCCAUCAGUCCGGCGGACAUCAACUACGAUGAAACACUGAGCACGCUGCGGUACGCCGACUCUGCGAAACGCAUCAAGAACCACGCAGUCAUCAACGAAGACGCCAACGCUCGCAUGAUUCGCGAACUCAAGGAGGAAUUGGCCCUCCUCCGCGGCAAACUGGGCGGCGGAGGCGGUGCUGGCGGAGCGCCCGUUCCUGCCGAGGAGGUAUACGCAGAAGGCACGCCUCUAGAACAACAGAUCGUCAGCAUCACGCAGGCCGAUGGCACUAUCAAGAAGGUGUCAAAGGCAGAAAUUGCGGAGCAGCUAGACCAGAGCGAGAAGAUUCUCCAGGACCUCAACCAGACAUGGGAGCAGAAACUGGCCAAAACGGAAGAAAUCCACAAAGAGCGAGAAUCUGCGCUCGAGGAGUUGGGAAUCAGCAUCGAGAAGGGCUUCAUCGGCAUGUCCACGCCCAAAAAGAUGCCUCACUUGGUCAACCUUUCAGACGACCCUCUUCUCGCGGAGUGCCUGGUUUACAAUCUGAAACCCGGUGCGACUACGGUCGGCAACGUCGAGUCGAACGCAGACCACCAGGCGAACAUUCGUCUGAACGGGUCGAGGAUUCUCCACGAGCACUGCGUCUUUGAUAACGCGGCAGAUGGCACGGUUACAGUCGUCCCAAAGGAAGACGCAGCGGUUAUGGUGAACGGAAAACGAGUCACGGAGCCAACGAGACUGCACUCGGGGUACCGCAUUAUUUUGGGCGAUUUCCACAUAUUCAGAUUCAACCAUCCGAUGGAAGCGCGCGCAGAACGGGCGGAAAGGCAAGAGCAGAGUCUCCUACGUCAGUCCAUCACAGCAAGCCAGCUGCAGGCGCUGGAGAGAACAUCACCGUCACCAAGCCCCAGCAGACCGGGGCACGAUAGGAGCCUGAGCACAGCCAUCUCCGACUUCAGUGACAGCCGCCCCGACUCUCCGUUCCUGCGCAAUGGGAAAGAGUCCGAUUGGUCUUUUGCUCGCAGAGAAGCGGCCCCCGCAAUCCUCGGCACGGACCAAAACUUCACCAAGCUGACCGACGAGGAGCUUAAUGCGCUCUUCGAAGACGUCCAGCGGGCCCGGGCGGAGCGCGUCAACGGCCGGGACGGCGACGAAGAUAUGGAGUCGAUGGCCUCAUACCCGAUCAGGGAGAAAUACCUGUCCACCGGCACCAUCGACAACUUCUCGCUCGACACCAUGCUGACCAUGCCGUCCACCCCUAAGCAGGGCGAGACCGAGGACCGGCUGCGCGAGAUGCGCGAGGAGAUGCAGAACCAGUUGGAAAAACAAAAGGACGAAUACCGCGACCAACUUAAGAGCGCCGAAGCGGCGAACGUCGAGGUCGAAGAGAUAAAAAAGGAAAAAGUCCGCAUGGAGGAGACGCUGGUCCAAAUCAAAGCGGACAUGCAAAAGCAACUUGAGGUUCAGCGGCGCGAGUUUGAGGCCAAGAUCGAGAAGCUAGAUCCGCUCAAGCGGCCAAAGGCGAACCCGAAGCUAUCCGAGGACGAGAUCGAGCGGGCCAAGGUCGCCGUGAAGCACUGGCGGAGCCGGCAUUACGUGCGGAUGGCCGAGGCAGUCUUGCAACAUGCUGCCACACUAAAAGAAGCCCAGAUCAUGAGCCACGAGCUGGACGAGCACGUCGUUUUUCAGUUCGCCGUGGUUGAUGUUGGCCACAUGUUGUGCUCGUCUUAUGACAUGGUCCUUAAUGGGCUGACCGGCGAAGGAGACGAUAUCGCACUCGAGGAGGCCCCGAAGCCGUGCAUCGGGGUUCGCGUCAUCGACUACAGGCACGGCGUUGUCCACCUAUGGAGCAUCGAGAAGCUCCUUGACCGAGUUAGGCAGAUGCGGCAGAUGUACCAGUAUCUGGAUCAACCAGACCGAGUCCAAGACUUUACGCUUGACGUCUUCUCUCCCCAUACGUCGCAUGCCAUUGGCAUCAUCAAGCUCGCGCUCGAGCCGUCCAGCGCGCGGGCGCCGUCGAACACGCUGAAGUUUAACAUCGUCAUGCACGAGAUGGUCGGCUUUGCGGAGCGCGAGGGUACCGAGGUGCACGCGCAACUCUUCAUCCCCGGCAUUUCCGAGGACGGCAUCACCACGACGCAGAUGAUCAAGGACUUUGACGAGGGCCCGAUCCGGUUCGAGAGCGUUCAUAGCAUGAGCGUGCCGCUGUUCGCGCCCCCGCAGACGACGCUGCGCGUGGCCAUCUUCGCCAAGGUGUCGGCCAUGCAUCUGGAUAAGCUCCUCAGCUGGGACGAUAUGCGGGACGGCGUCCCUCGCUCGCGGGGGAAGAAGCGCGCCAGGAUAAGCGAGGCGCACUUCUUUACCGAGGAGAAACACGACUUGCUGGCGCGGGUGCAGGUUCUCGAGAUGAACGAGGAGGGCAAGACGCCCGACAUGGGCUCGGUCACUCCGGAUAUUCCACUGAAGCUCGCUGCCGAGCCCUUGUUUCACAUCAACGCGAACGGCACCCGAAGCGUUGUCGUGGUUGGACAGUGGGAUUCCAGCUUACACAAGUCGCUGCUCCUCGACCGGGUCACGGCGGAUAAGUACCGCGUGCAAAUGACCGUGUCGUGGGAGAUCACCUCUGAGAAGCUAGCCGAACCGAUGAAGUUCUCGAUGAAUGUUUGCUGCCAGAUCCUGUCGCGGUCGUUCAUCCGGCAGACGUCCAUGUUCUCGUCACUGUUCCAGCAGGUCCGUAUCGUCCACUCGACCACCGGCAUCUUCACGCUGCAAAUGCGGCCGGCGCCCAUCAAGCGGGUGGGCGAUCUGUGGCGGAUGAACAGCCAACACGACUACGUCAAGGGCGAGGAGAACCUGACCGCCUGGACACCGCGUGGCGUGUCCCUUGUGGCGGACUACAUCAGCUCGCGGAAGAAGCGGCGGAUGAUGGCUGAGAUUGCGGCGGUUCAGACAUUCCUCAAGAAAAUCGGUUUCCAGGAUGAGACCAACGGCGUUGAAGAGCCCGAAGGCGAUGAGCUUCGGCCCCCGCCCAUAAACUCUGAUGCCGACUCCAUUGCGGAGCUCCUCAAGGACGACACACCCGAACCUUCCCCGGUUGCGUCCCCUGAGCCUACGGAGGGUAACGAACAUACCGAGGGCGACGACAUCCCACAACCUUCCGAGACCGCAAACGGAGAACAAAACCCAGCCAUUCCUUCCCCACCUGAGGAACCACAACCCGACCAACAACAAAUCGAUCUCCAAAACCACCAAACCCACCUCCUAACCCGCUGCGUCAACCUCUGGCAGCGCUACCCGGACCCCUCCCUCCAGAUCCUCUCCCCCCGCAACACGGACCCGCCCGAAGACGGCGUGGCCCCACCAUCCGGCGGCAGCGGUGACACGACGGCCUCGUCCCCCUCCGCGUCCGCGCCUGCACCCGCCCCACCGCCGCAGCCGACGUCGAUCGCCACGGUCGUGCGCGUGCCCAAGAACCCGGCCGUGCUCAAGGGCGGCUACCUGCUCGUCCCCAACGCCGACGCCACCCGCUGGGUCAAGCGCUUCGUCGAGCUGCGCCGCCCCUACCUGCAUGUGCACUCGGUGGCGGCGGGUGAGGAGGUCGGGAUUGCGGGGGUGUUUGCUGUCUAUGGGACCGACAAUACCUGGCUGUUUGCGGCGCGCAGCGAGCGCGAUAAGAUGGAUUGGAUCGUCAAAAUUGACCAGAGCUUUGCUAUGGGGAGUGCGGCGCCGAGUGGGAAUCCCACGCGGGCGGGGAGUCCCGGGUUUGGGGGUUGGUGA